Molecule: messenger RNA, 2869 nt
Organism: Puntigrus tetrazona (Sumatra barb)
Lineage: Eukaryota; Metazoa; Chordata; Actinopteri; Cypriniformes; Cyprinidae
Gene: sstr5
Product: somatostatin receptor 5
Exons: 3
Coding region: 810-1982 (390 amino acids)
Biological process (GO): neuropeptide signaling pathway; regulation of insulin secretion; cellular response to glucocorticoid stimulus
Cellular component (GO): neuron projection; membrane
Molecular function (GO): somatostatin receptor activity; neuropeptide binding
Source: RefSeq, a predicted model, not a curated record
ACCAGGCAAGAACUGUGAAGACUCAUAGGAGGAACACUCCGAGACGCUCGACGCAAGGCGUAUCGAAAUCCAAUUAGCGUACGAUUUAAUAUUUACAUGUUUUAGUAUAGGGAUAGCUGCAGGGCGACUUUGCAUUUUAGGAAAUGCAAGUUUGCCUAAGGCUCAUGCACAGUAGUGUGUUUUUGAAGGCGUAGUAAAAAGACCAUAAAAUUUUAUACUGCUGGGUUGUCGUCGCGCGACAGUUUUAUGAUCUGUCAGACGGGAAAAAUCGCCAUUAGGAGCUCCCCGCGACGCGCAGACCCAUGCGUGGCUGUAAGGACAGAAAAACAAAAGCUCGUUGGUGCCUGUGACGUAUGAAGGGCUCCGCUCCUGUCCUGUUGCGCGCGGAAGAGCAGCCAAACCCAUCAAACCGCGCGCGCGCUCGGAGAGAGCGGCACCUCUCCACCUGAACGGACCCGAACGAGCCAGCCGUCCAAGCAAGCAUAUUUAGUCAUUUAUCUGGGCGCGCGGAUCGUGGUCGGCCGCGCGCGGAUGCUAUAGUCGUACAAACUUGUUUAAAACAAUGCGGAUCGUGCGCAACGCCUUAUAGUGAACUCUUUUAAACUGGAAUCGGGGAUGAAGUUGAUGUGCUGGCUCUUGAUGUUGGAUCUUAGACAAAGAGACGUUCUGUCAGCCAAUCCUUAUUGAUCAGAGUCACGGAGGAGAUCCUGGUCAAUUAGUGGAAGUGCUCCUGAAACCCGGAGGACCGCGCUUUGUGUUCGAGUCCUUAGGUGACUCAGAAAUCGGCGGUUCCUCGCCUGUGUCUAAAUAUGGCGACCCAGGGGCUCGUGUGCAACACGUCCAUCUCAGACUACGCGAACCACUCCGAUGAAUUCACCAAUAAAUCCCUUCAAUUGAACGGAAGCUCGAUGGCCGAGGAGGACAGCACGAAGAUCCUGGCCGUAAUCUACCUCGUGGUGUUCGUGGUGGGCUUGACGGGCAACUCUCUGGCCAUUUUCGUGGUCCUGCGCUACACCAAGAUGAAGACGGUCACCAACAUGUACAUCUUAAACCUGGCAGUGGCCGACGAGCUGUACAUCCUGGGACUUCCAUUUCUCACCACCCACAACGUGCUCACCUACUGGCCGUUUGGCAACUUCCUCUGCCGCAUCCUGAUGUGGGCAGACUCCAUCAGUCAGUUUACUAGCACAUUCUGUCUGACAGUAAUGAGCAUUGAUCGCUAUAUGGCUGUGGUACAUCCUAUCCGCAGCGCGAGGUGGCGGCGGCCCAGUGUUGCCAAGGUGAUAAAUAGCAUGGUAUGGGCACUCUCCUGUCUGCUGACGCUGCCAGUCAUCAUUUACUGCGACGUUCAGCCGGAGCUCAACACCUGCAACAUGAGCUGGCCCGAACCGCGUGACGUGUGGUCGACCGCUUUCAUUCUCUACACCGCCAUACUAGGUUUCUUCUGCCCGCUUCUGGUCAUCUGCCUGUGCUACCUGCUCAUCGUGAUCAAGGUGAAGUCCGCCGGCGCGCGAGCGGGACUCUCCAAGCGCCGCAAGUCGGAGAAGAAAGUGACGAGGAUGGUGGUGAUCAUCGUGGUUGUGUUCGUACUGUGCUGGCUGCCGUUUUUCAUACUCAACAUCCUCAAUCUUAUCAGCACCCUCCCGGAGAACGGCCUUGUCACCGGCAUCUACUUUCUCACCGUCAUCCUGACCUACGUCAACAGCUGCGCCAAUCCGCUGCUCUACGGCUUUCUGUCUGACAACUUUAAACGGAGCUUUCAGCAAGUGCUGUGCGUCCACAGGGUCAACGGGGUCAGCAACGGUCACCCUAACCGGGAGCGCCUCAGCAGGAACCAACAGAAUGAGGCCUUCUUCCCUCCAAGGAGCUUUGAUUUCAACAACCAUGUCCAGAGCUAUCAAUCCAUUGGUUUGGAGGCCGAGGCCUGUGCCAAAACGAAAAUCCACCGCUCUGGACCACAACCGAGCAGCCAGUCCAUAUAACAUCCUGAAAGUUGGACGGAUCAAGACCCCUCCUCCCCCCCUUUUCCCUUCGAGCUGGUCGUCCAAUCAAAGCCAUUAUGACUCGGUCAAAAUAUACAGCUUUAUAUAAAGUUAUUGUUGUCUAUGCCUAGAUCAAACACUAUCUGGUGCACAAACAUAAUACAUUUCCAUAUAAAUAUCAGUCUUCGAUAAGAAGAUAUCAGUGAUGUAUAUGAUUGUAAAUAUGUAUUAUAACGGCAAAUGGAUCAUCAUUUUGUUCAGCAUGACUGAAUAAAACUGGGAAACUGUUCAUCCACGACCUUUGGACCAAUUUGGACAGUUCCAGAGAGGAAGCGGCUUGCGCUGUUACAUUUUGAUGCAUCGUUGCUAAUUCGGUGGCGGUUCUGAACAUUUUCAAUCUCGAACAAGCUCUCUUGGUGAUUUUCUGGAUUUCUAAGCGGAGCGACACGCGAGGUUCGGUGGAAAUGCCAAACGGCCUAUUUAUCAAAGGCCGAAUGUCUUUGAACGAGCGAAGACGCUUAAUUGUUGGAGCUGAAGCAAUGGCUGAAACAUCCUGAGAGCAGCCAGAAGCUGCACAGGCAGAAAUCGCUUUUUUUCUUCUUCUUCGGUCGGGGUCGAUAAGGUGCACCUGUGUUAUGCUUCUUUAGUCUUGAUGUUGUUUGUAUCAUUCCUAAUAAACCUGGAUUUACAGGAUUACAAAGGUUUCAAAUCGAAACAUGGAAAUCUUGUAAUUAUACUGUAGUAUGCUAUUAGGUUUUUAUGUGCUGUAUAUAGUAAACAAUACUGUAAAGUUAAUUACUUCAAAUAGAGGUCCAGUCAAAAUGGUUUAUAUUAACCUGUCAAUCACAUUGUUCACAUUUCUACAUAAACAGGGAUUCUCAAAUAUA